Molecule: messenger RNA, 924 nt
Organism: Kluyveromyces lactis
Lineage: Eukaryota; Fungi; Ascomycota; Saccharomycetes; Saccharomycetales; Saccharomycetaceae
Gene: FLX1
Product: flavin adenine dinucleotide transporter FLX1
Exons: 1
Coding region: 1-924 (307 amino acids)
Biological process (GO): folate import into mitochondrion; nucleotide transport
Cellular component (GO): mitochondrion
Molecular function (GO): FAD transmembrane transporter activity; folic acid transmembrane transporter activity
Source: RefSeq, a predicted model, not a curated record
AUGGAUGCAACAUCUAAUUCAGUUUUGAGUCCAUUGCAGAAGGAAAUAAUUUCUGGAUUGACUGCGGGAACAAUAACCACUAUUGUAACUCAUCCACUAGACUUGAUCAAAUUGAGGCUUCAGUUAGCUGCUAUUGACCUCAAACCGUCAAGCUAUUACAAUCAAGUUCAGCGUAUCAUUAAAGAUGGUUCUGGUACUCAACAAUUACUUAAAGAGGCAUACCGUGGAUUAGGAAUCAAUAUUAUCGGAAAUGCAGUUGCAUGGGGACUGUAUUUUGGAUUAUAUCGUUGCUCCAAAGAUGUCGUUUACAGUUUGUCAUCUGAGCCAGCCUUACAAAAUAAAUUCAUGAACGAUAGGAAAAUGACCUCAUCGAUGUAUCUGGUUUCUGCUGGCGCCAGUGGAUUAGCAACUGCGCUGUUGACUAACCCUAUGUGGGUUAUUAAGACUAGAAUUAUGUCUACCAAAUCGAGUCAAGGAUACACAUCGAUACUAAAUGCCAUUACUAGAAUUUAUACAGAAGAAGGGUUAAAAACAUUUUGGAGAGGUUUAGUACCGUCCUUAUUUGGUGUAACUCAAGGUGCAUUGUAUUUUGCAAUAUAUGAUACAUUGAAACUAAAAUAUUUACAUGAUAGAAAUGAUAUACAGGAAAGGAGGUUAAAUGCGGUAGAAACCAUAGGCAUAAUAUCACUUUCAAAAAUGAUUUCUGUCAGUUCUGUGUAUCCGUUGCAAUUAUUAAAGACUAAUUUACAAACCUUCAGAACUGAACAUAAUGAAAACAGUAAAAUGAAUUCUCUAAUACGAUCUAUCUGGCAUACUAAUGGUAUUGCAGGAUUUUAUAAGGGUUUGUUUGCAAACUUAGUACGAGCCAUUCCAUCUACCUGCAUAACAUUCGGAGUUUAUGAACAUUUUAAGCAUAUUUCAUGA